Messenger RNA from Benincasa hispida (wax gourd), 375 nucleotides. The record is from RefSeq and is a predicted model, not a curated record. NCBI's taxonomy places the organism in Eukaryota, Viridiplantae, Streptophyta, Magnoliopsida, Cucurbitales, Cucurbitaceae.
AUGAACUUUCUUAGUGUUGAAAUAUUAAUCGAACUCAAUUACACAACUUGGAAAGAAUUGAUUAAAACUAUGUUCGUGGUUAACAAUCCUAACUUCGUCUUGACUGAGGAAUGUCCUCCAGUUCCAACCCUUGAUGCAACAUCAAAUGUUCAUGAUGCAUACAAAAGGUGGACGAAUGUCAAUCUUAAAGCUCGAGUUCACAUUUUGGCAAGCAUAUCUGAUACCUUGGCCAAAAGAUUUGAGAGCAUGGUCACUGUACUUCAGAUUAUGCAAUCAAUGCAAGAGUUUUUUGAGCGAGUGUCCUCACAAUUCAAGCGGGAUAGGGUUGAUAUAGAUGAAACCGGUAAUGUCAGCUCCUUAUUUGUACUUCGAUAA